UCGCCACGGUCCGUCACGAUGUCCUCCUAACCGUCAUGAUCUCGUGACUGACGACGACCUCCGCUAUGUCGUCCAUAUCCGCACAGGGUGUCGUGGAACGGGCCUCCGCAGAACUGUCCAAACGCAUCAAUGGCCUGGGACUACGGGGCAGCAAACACCACUCUUCCAAGGGCAGCGUCAUGGAACGGGUCACCAACGUCUUCUGCGGAGGCGGCAGCGCUACCGCGGUCACGGCUCCCGAGAAACCUUCCAGGUUGUUGCCCUCCAGGAACCACCAACAGCUAAAGAACACCCCACAAGCGCCGGUGGUGCCGCAAAUACGAAAACCCAAACCGCUUCCGGUGUAUUUGACCUGGGAUCAGCUGAUGACGGACGAGAAGUUCUUGUCCAGGUUCUUCUUGUAUUUUAGUCCGAGCGAGCGAUGCGUGCUGGUCCAGGUGUGCGUGAGGUGGAGGGACAUAAUGUACAGGUCGCCUCGGUACUGGACUGCGAUGAUUCCGGUGUUGCAAUGCCGGGAGUUGAGGAGUUUCCAAUCAACGGAACGGUCCAGGCUGUAUUCUUCGUUAUUGAGAAGGGGGUUUCAUAGUCUUUGCUUGAUGGGAGCAACUAAUGAAGACGCUCUGGAUCUUAUUAGCGCUUUUCCGCUGGCGUCCAAGCACAUACAUACGUUGAGGCUGCGUUGUUCCAGUAUAGGAGAUCAGGGUUUAGAAUCUUUAAUGGAUCAUUUACAGGCUUUAUAUGAACUGGAACUUGCCGGCUGCAACGAGAUCACAGAGCAAGGAUUGUGGCAGUGUCUCCAUCCCCGCAUAGUGUCCCUCACGCUUACCGACUGCAUCAACGUUGCCGAUGAGGCUGUGGGCGCAGUCGCUCAGCUACUACCCGCCUUAUACGAAUUCCAGUUACAAGCUUACCACGUGACCGAUCAAGCGCUAGGAUACUUUUCGCCUAAACAGGGUGGAUCUUUGGGGGUGUUGCGACUGCACUCCUGCUGGGAAAUUACCAAUCACGGUGUUGUUAAUAUCGUUCAUUCCUUGCCAAACUUGACAGUCCUAAGUCUCUCGGGCUGCAGUAAAAUCACUGACGACGGAGUCGAGCUUAUAGCUGAAAAUCUGCAAAAACUGCGUUCCUUGGAUUUAUCCUGGUGUCCUAGAAUAACCGAUGCUGCCUUGGAGUAUAUAGCUUGUGACCUUAAUCAAUUAGAAGAACUAACACUUGAUAGGUGUGUUCACGUGACUGACAUAGGUAUAGGCUAUAUAUCAACUAUGUUAUCUCUACAAUCGUUAUACUUACGAUGGUGUUCACAAAUUAGGGAUAUCGGACUGCAACAUUUAUGUGGAAUGAGAAAUUUACAAAUAUUGUCUUUAGCAGGGUGUCCACUUCUAACUUCUAACGGUUUAUCGAGUUUAAUACAGCUUCGACACAUGAAAGAGCUAGAACUUACCAAUUGCCCUGGCGCUUCAAGAGAACUCUUCGACUAUUUAAAAGAACAUCUUCCGCGUUGCCUCGUAAUAGAAUAAAAUAUAUAUUAAUAAUGUACUUUUACCUACUCCAUUUUUUGAUUUAUAGAAAUCAAAAAGCAAUUUUAUAUAUUUAUAUAUUAUUUAAUAGAGUGCUCAAGAAGUAUCUACCCCAUUGGAAACUGAAAAUUAGUCAUUAAUAACAAAAAUAUGUUGUGCUAUAUUUUAGUUGUUUAGAAGUGUAACUUUUGCAUUAAAAACAUAUUCUUAAGACUGAGAACAGCACCUUAAUGUGAUUUCUCUUGUCAAAGGUUGUAAAAUAUCCAUAUUCUUGUGUGAUUAGUGUAAAACUUUGAAUUCUAUAGAGAAAAAAUAGGACUAGGAAAGUAGAACCACAGUAUAGGCAUCUAUACCCGUGGCAAGCAUACCUAUACUGAUCAAACAUCUGUAAUUUUUUUCACUAAAUAUUCAUAUACUACUUUCUCAGCUUAUUCAAUAACAAGCUGUAAAUCUCUGAUCUCCGCAUAUAUUUCUGAAAACUCAAUAUAUAAAAUAAAUUACUAUUGUUUACAUAUAUUAGACAGAGACAUGAAUAUCUGUAGAUAGAAAAAGGUAGAAUGGUAUAUAUAAAAUGGACUUCAAAGUAAGCCAUUCAUCAGCUGGCACCUAGCUGAUGCCUAGCUGGCCCUUGAAAAAGUUGAAAAACUUUAUUCCAGAAUCUUUGUCCAACGAGAAAAAAUACGAUAGUGGCAAUUGUCUGUCAUUUUUUAAAUAUCGUCUGUUGGAAUCGACUCUUUCUCGUUGAAGCGACUCUAAAAAUAAGUCAACAAUACCUAAUAUAUAGGUAAUAACUACGGUAAUAACCAUAUACUAACAAAACAACAGCCAAAAAACGUACAAAUAAAUUCUCAAA
Sitophilus oryzae (rice weevil) is the source of this 2370-nucleotide messenger RNA. RefSeq names its product F-box/LRR-repeat protein 16. Bases 66 to 1517 code for a protein of 483 amino acids. Lineage: Eukaryota; Metazoa; Arthropoda; Insecta; Coleoptera; Curculionidae. The record is from RefSeq and is a predicted model, not a curated record. The transcript is spliced from 5 exons. Gene Ontology annotation, biological process: SCF-dependent proteasomal ubiquitin-dependent protein catabolic process. Gene Ontology annotation, molecular function: protein binding. Gene Ontology annotation, cellular component: SCF ubiquitin ligase complex.